GAUGACGCCAGCAUUUCUUCAUAGAGUCGCGGCCCCUAACAUCUACAAAAGUGCUUUGCGCCUUCUGGAUCUCUGGAAAAGGAAGGCGCAGCUGGCUGACGGGAGCGCCUUUUCUGCAGAGCAUGAUGUCUUCUACGCUGCUCUAGACGCUGUCUUAGACUUCGGGUUCGGCGAUGCUGCUCCGAUGAGGACUCUUGUUCCUCAAGUUGAAUUGCUGGCUUCGAUGUCCGCUGCCGACGUUUGGGCCAAACAGAACUCAGAACUCGGCACUGAAGUGUUGGACUUUCCAGUUGCGCCUAUCCAUCCUGUCCUGGAUGCAACGCUGCAGUCGGCAGAAAAUGUUGGUGGCGUAGCAAUCACUGGGUUUCCGAAGCUUGCAUGGUCAGUCAUUGGGCUAAGACCUAGUGUCCGUCGGGGAAGAGCGGUACGGGACGAGUUCCUUGUUGACCAGGUCCUCCAGGCGUCAGAGAGAUUCAGAACUGAGACCCAGAAGAUUGACAGUGAGGACAAACAUGUUAAGUCUGUGUUGGUUCACGGGGUCGUAUACGACAAAUAGUGGUAGC
This is a messenger RNA of Colletotrichum phormii, 563 nucleotides long. RefSeq lists its product as uncharacterized. The annotation marks the transcript as partial. NCBI's taxonomy places the organism in Eukaryota, Fungi, Ascomycota, Sordariomycetes, Glomerellales, Glomerellaceae. The record is from RefSeq and is a predicted model, not a curated record. The transcript has a single exon.